Messenger RNA from Cavenderia fasciculata, 267 nucleotides. RefSeq lists its product as uncharacterized. Lineage: Eukaryota; Evosea; Eumycetozoa; Acytosteliales; Cavenderiaceae. The coding region runs from base 1 to 267 and encodes 88 amino acids. The record is from RefSeq and is a predicted model, not a curated record. The transcript is spliced from 2 exons.
AUGACAACAAGUCCAACGGUGCCAAGACACCAUGCCAAGGUUUGUGAUCCAGUCAUACCAUGUCCAAGUGUUGGAUUUCCUUGUGAAAUAAAAGUGUCAGGUGCAGCAAUGAACGGGAAUGAAUUGAGUAGUGCCGAGUUUGACAAAUCACUUGUAAGUAACAAGUCACCAGCAUUAUUAAUAGUGAAAUAUUUUACACCAUUGGUUAAAUACAUUCUAUCUCUUUCACCAGCUGUCGAACCAUCCAAAUCAUAUUCCAAAAGAUAG